AUGGGAUUUGGAGAGCCUGUACUAACUUGGGUAGUAGAGGACUGGUUAUUAAGGGAAGAAGGGGUUGGUCGAAGAGGCACGUUGACAGGAGCGCGGUUCAAUCCAACAUACUGGUGGCCAAAGGAAGAAGAAAAGGACGUAGGAGAAGGCGCGGGAACACCGAGGGCAACACCGCGUGGCGAAGAAACAGAAGGGGUUGCGGAGGAGGAUGAUAUAGAAGGGCCUGAAGAAACAGACGGGAAUUGGGAGUGCCUUGUGCUGCUGGGGGUGGUGAUUGUUGUUGUUGCUGCUGAUAAGGAAGGUUUUGGGAGCGGGUUGGGGUUAAGAUUGGGGUUUGGAGUUGGGCCAGAAGAGGCAGCGGAGGAGGGUGGUUGUGGUGGUUCCGUAGGUUGUUUGGCGAUGGUGGGAUUGGAGGUGGAGGUAGAGGUGGCUGGGGUCGGUCGGUCCAUGAAAAAGGAUUGUGUUAUCGGUGGAUGGAAAAUAGAAACGCCGGCCAGGAUUCUCGGUAUUUAUUACACUGCUAGAUUGGGCAUUGGACGCAUUCUCAAUCGGUUCAGGAUUUUGAUUUCGAAUUGGAAUUCUUUCGGCUUUAGGGUGUGUUUGUACACAAGAAUAUGGAUGUCUAUUACCUAUUAUCUACAAAACUAA
Messenger RNA from Dovyalis caffra, 648 nucleotides. NCBI's taxonomy places the organism in Eukaryota, Viridiplantae, Streptophyta, Magnoliopsida, Malpighiales, Salicaceae. The record is from the annotation of a GenBank genome assembly.